AUGGCAAAGAAUUACAUGGGGCCUUCUCAAUAUCCCAACUACUACCUAAGCCUUUUCGCUUCCUAUCCGGACGUCGUGAAGAGAAGCGCAGUCCGCUCGACUGUGUCGGCUGUGCUCGCUGUGAUGGCUCCUGAUGCUUCCCCGCUCCGGAUCAUGGUGUUCAUGGUGGUGGAAGGGGUGCUCUGGCGUCCGCUCAUUGGCGUCGCCCUCGAGAUCCUCAACCUCGCUCGUGUCGAUACCGAGCACCUCGCGCUCGACCUUCUCGUGCUCGAGCUUUGCGCGCUCCUGCUCCAUACAGAGGCGGGAGUACUUCGACUUGGCUCGAAUCUGGGGUCCCCAGAAAAAGGCAGCGAAGGGAACAAGGGCAAGCACGGCAGCGAUACCUCCCAUCAUGACGAGCGCCCAUCGCACCGUGAGGCGCUCGAACAUGAGCGUCGUGCAGAAGGUGAAGAUACCGGCGACAACAUUGCGACAGGAGCUCUGCGCCGCAAUCGCACUCGACGCCCAGGUGCCGUACGCCUCGGACAGGUGCGUGAAGGAUGUGAUGUAGAUGCUCAUAAUGGCGGCGAGGAGGAUGGCAACGCCGAUGAGCGGCGCGAUCCAGUGCACGGUCGGAAUGCUCGUGAAGCCAGUGAUGAAGCAGCCGACGAAGAAGAGGAUGCCGGCGACCAUGGGGGCGUAGAGGCGCGCCUCGACGCCGUGCUUCGGCGCUUGGCGGCGGUACACCUUCUCCUGGAUCCAGUUGAUGCCGAGGCCGAGGAUGCCGCCGACGCAAAUGGCCCAGUAUGUCUGGCCGACCGCGAGGGUCGAAAAGCCGAAAGUGUGUCGGAACAUAUACGGCAGACCUGCAAUUUGGGUGUAGAAGACACCCCAACCAAGUCCGAUCCAGGCCGAGAAGAACAUGACAACAGGCUCCGUGGCGAGGAACAGCAGGGGGCGGAGGAGCGACUCGCGCAUCGCGACGCUGAACUUGACCUUGGUCACCUCGCUGCGGGCGAGGUAUCGGGCUCCGUCGGACGUGCCGCGCGUCUUGCGCAGCUGCUUGGCCUUGCGGCGGAGAAUGACCGUAUCGCGGGUCUCGACCAUGACGAACGCGACGACGGGGAUGAACACGCCGACAAUGAUGAACUGGAUCCACCACACCCAGCGCCAGCGCAGGCGCUGGUCAACCUCGACAAACACCAUUGUCGAUCCACCAAGUCCCGUUCCGAAGAUGGCCGCGAAACCGAACGCAGCCAUAGGCACACCGCGCUGGCUCGGGACGAAGAUGUCGGAAAUCGUGCCGCCAACAAGCGUCGCUCCCAGGCUUCCGCUGAGGCCGAGGAUGAAGCGGGAGAUGAGAAUUGUGGCCGUGUUCUGCCCCAGUGUCAUCAUCAGGUGGAAGAUCCAGAACACAAUAACAGCACUGAUGUACGUCCACUUGCGUCCGAGCUCCUCGGACAGCGGCGCGAGGAACAGCGGGGCAAAGGCGAAGCCCCAGCAGUAGAGCGCGAUACCAGCCUCAACUUCGAGCUGCGAGCACCCGAGGUCGUCGCACAUCGUGCCCGCCGAGAUCGAGAACGCCGAAGUCGUGUACGCCGAAAUCAGGGUGUAGAACACGGCCACAAAUGUGAUACCCAGUUUGCGCGGGAGGGGGAAGUAGAACGGAUUCUCCUUCGAGCCCGCCGGGAAGUCGACCCAGAUCACACGCUCCUCCUUCCCCUCCUCGUCCUUUGGCAUGUAUCCAUAGGAGCAGCCUUCUGGUAA
This is a messenger RNA of Trichosporon asahii var. asahii CBS 2479, 1746 nucleotides long. RefSeq lists its product as uncharacterized. The coding region runs from base 1 to 1746 and encodes 581 amino acids. The transcript is spliced from 2 exons. NCBI's taxonomy places the organism in Eukaryota, Fungi, Basidiomycota, Tremellomycetes, Trichosporonales, Trichosporonaceae. The record is from RefSeq and is a predicted model, not a curated record.